CUUUUUUCGCGAACAAUCGGCAGCUCACAGCGAACUUCACCCGCGAAUCGGGUUGGUGACUUGUCCACGACAGCAAGACCACAAGACGGCGGUAAACGGAGCGGCCGGAUCCUAUUGCAGCACAGAACGAAUUGUUGUUGCUGCGCGUUAGACCGCCGCAAUGGCCGGCAAGGGGAUGAAGAGCCUCAGUGAGGCCAUGAGAGGCUUGAGUCUCGUCACACAGCCAUGCAGGACACUGCCUGUCCGGCAACCUUCCGCGGCGUGUAGGAGGAUGAUGGCAACGACAGUCGACUCGCAGCCGGCGAACAUCACACGGUCCGUAACAGAGCCGUGGAAUCCCCUCACCACCGUCCCGCUCACCAUCUACUCCUUCCCAUCCCUCGAGCCCCGCUCCCUCGAGCAAUGGUCCACGAAGCAUCUGCACCUCCCCUUACGCCGCGACAUCCUCCACUUGGCCGUAGUGUAUGAAGGCGACAAGACGAGACAGGGUACCGCUUCAUCCAAAACCCGUUGGGAAGUAGCCGGCUCGCACCGCAAGAUUCGCCCGCAAAAGGGCUCAGGCCGUGCCCGCGCCGGCACACGACAAUCGCCCCUAUUCCGCGGCGGCGGCAAGACGUUUGGUCCCAAGCCGCGCGACUUCAGCACCAAGCUCAACCGCAAGGUCUACGACCUGGCGUGGCGCACUGCGCUGUCCUACCGGUAUCGCCGCGGCGAGCUGAUCGUAACUGAGGAUGGGCUGGAGCUGCCGCUGCCUGACGAUUUCCUUCAGCUGGCCGAGGCCGAGCUGCUCGGUCGCGAGCUCGAGGACAGCUUUGUCCGCAAGUACGUCGGCGAACUGAUGACAUCACUCCAGUGGGACAAGGUCCACGGUCGAACUACCUUCAUCACGGGCGACAGAAGGCCGAACCUCUUCACGGGGAUGGAUAUUGCAGGAGAGAACGGGCGGGCUCUGGAGCUGGAGGAUGUUGAUGUCAAGGAUCUGCUGGAAACGGGCAGGAUUGUCAUUGAGCGAGCCGCGCUCAGGGAAAUGAUCAAGGAGCACUCGAGCGAUCUUGUUUCGCGUGUGGCUGUCAAGGGGCUGCCUAAGAAGCCAGCACUUGGGGAGGUGCUUAUCCGAUGAGCAGGAGCCUCGACUAGUAUAUCCUGUACUGUAUCCCCUCGUGCCUUGUGGCAAUCUGGAUGGCCCUGUAAUAUGUAUAACAUGCUCGGCCCGAAAGCCGGAUUGUUACCCUCUUUGUUUGGCCAUUUUGACUUCACAUAGAGGACCUGUGCCCCAUGUCUGGAAUCUGGAUAGUACUAGUAGAUACUAUCCAGAUGAGACAAAUUCAGGCAGCGACGCAACCAGGGUGCUGCAGUCAUUCAACUUGACUCCUGGCGUUAUGGCUGACUGCUAUGUUGGAGGAUCAUUAGGCGUCCGAAGAAAGGAACUGGGAGUGACGUUACAGCCAGCGAGGUCAGUUCAGGUGGCAUAGAGUUGCCAUCCCAUUUAAGUAAGUGGCGUGGCCCUGAGCCAGCACUUGUGCGCUGGUACGGCGGGCGGUGAAGUGCCUGCACUCUGACUCUUCUUCAUGGAGCCAGGGCCCCACAUUUUCAGGUGUUCCACU
Chaetomium strumarium is the source of this 1604-nucleotide messenger RNA. RefSeq names its product ribosomal protein L4 domain-containing protein. The transcript is spliced from 3 exons. Lineage: Eukaryota; Fungi; Ascomycota; Sordariomycetes; Sordariales; Chaetomiaceae. The record is from RefSeq and is a predicted model, not a curated record. Gene Ontology annotation, biological process: translation. Bases 161 to 1120 code for a protein of 319 amino acids. Gene Ontology annotation, cellular component: ribosome. Gene Ontology annotation, molecular function: structural constituent of ribosome.